AUGAUGCGUUUUCUCGUAUUCCUUAGCACUUCAUUGUUUGCGAUCUUCGUAGCCUCAAGGGACUCGCCAAACAAUCCAUCUACCCAGCCUCUGCGAGGCAGCGACAUCAUCAUCAGUCCCAGAGAUGCCGACAUUGACAGGACAUGUAGACGCUUACGUACGUUGACAAAGCUCAACAAGAUCGCACAUAACGAGACCCUCAUGGACUCGAUGAUCAUGCGCGACAAGUUCGCUCAACAACGCAUCGACUGGAUCAAAAACAACAGUGACGAUAUCACUGCCAAACUCGAGGCGCUGGCAUCCAACUCCACGCUGACAGCGGAAUGCGACACGAUCAAUGCACAGCACGACACAGCUCGCGAAUGCAAGGCAUUACAGACAUUGGAAAGACUGGUAAAUUCGACGAACGGGCAUACUGAUUUCAACGGACGACCUGCUGCGGACUUUCUCAGCGAUGAGCAGAAACAGAAGUCACAACAAAAGUUCGAGAAAGCAGAACUGAAGCUGCAGCAACUCAGGAGUAAUGUCACAUUGCUAGGUCUCUGUAACAACGAUUUUAUGUCUCAGCAGGGUGGCGUCAUCGGAAAUCAAGUGGUGGACAACAGCGGCGCCAUCAGCAUGACGAGAAGUGUUGCAAGCAGUCAUAUGCGCCAACUGGGAGAUGCUUCAUCGUUGAUGGCUUUGACGAUUCUAAUGACAGUGUUGAUGCUGUAG
Messenger RNA from Alternaria ventricosa, 714 nucleotides. RefSeq lists its product as uncharacterized. The transcript has 2 exons. The coding region runs from base 1 to 714 and encodes 237 amino acids. The record is from RefSeq and is a predicted model, not a curated record. NCBI's taxonomy places the organism in Eukaryota, Fungi, Ascomycota, Dothideomycetes, Pleosporales, Pleosporaceae.